This is a messenger RNA of Linum tenue, 935 nucleotides long. NCBI's taxonomy places the organism in Eukaryota, Viridiplantae, Streptophyta, Magnoliopsida, Malpighiales, Linaceae. The record is from the annotation of a GenBank genome assembly.
CUUGGUGAGGCUGGUGAGGGGGCACUGCUGCGAAUCGGAGCACAUAAGAUGAAGCUAGUGGCGGUUAGUUCGUGAAGUGAAGAAGGAGAGUGGGGGCCUUAUAAAUGUGGCAAUGAUGAUUGCGAGUGGAUUUUCUGGAAAUGGAAGUUGGGAAACAUGGGAAUGGUAGUCGAUCAGAGACUUCUUGAUGAUUGGUGGCGAGAUUGAUGCAGAGGAAGUAGAGAGAUUGGUGCAUUCAGGAGGAAGUGCGAAUGAGAUCGGUGAUGGAUGAGGUGAUUGAAGUGUUGGAAGAGAUGUUAAUCCGUCGAUCCUCCCCCUUUUCUGUUCACUUCCACAUCAGCAGAAGCACGAUCGUAGUCAAGGAUGUUAAGUUCCAAGGUCAUAAUAACUUAUUGAACAAGGUAACCCAAAAAGGGGGUCAAGAUCUUAUCAGAUUGGGUUCAUCAGGUUCUCCAUCGAUCGAUCGAAUGGCUCCGUCUUUGAAGACGAGAAUGGGAAGAUGCAAUCGGCAAGGAGUAGUAGUUGAGGUUCCUGCUGAUGAUCAAGGCGGCUGCUCUACACCAAAGGGUCGAAGAUUCAGAAUCCCAGAGCCACUGUCCUGCCCACCAGCUCCAAUGAAGGCAAAAUCAGCUCCUAAAAACUGCUCAUCAAGAGUUUCCUCAUCUACUGCCGCCUUUUUUGCUCCUCUGGAGGAGGAGCUAGAGCUCUUCUUCCUGUUUGCAUUUCGUAAGAUUUGAGGAAAAGUGUCGAGUUGUUUGUCUGCAACAUCUGGUGAUGCAGAAAGAGUAGUUCCACUUUAGCCAGCGAGAUAUCAUGGGUUGGGAAGCUGCUUCUUAUUAGCUUUCAUUUUUUGUUAUAUUAUGAGGAUGGACGUAUGGAGUUGUAGAAUUGAUGUAUUGGAGCGAGCCGAUAUGAGGACUCUGUAUGGCUGGCUC